Penicillium nucicola is the source of this 2445-nucleotide messenger RNA. Its product is annotated as DNA-dependent ATPase RAD54. Gene Ontology annotation, cellular component: nucleus. The transcript is spliced from 4 exons. The record is from RefSeq and is a predicted model, not a curated record. The coding region runs from base 1 to 2445 and encodes 814 amino acids. NCBI's taxonomy places the organism in Eukaryota, Fungi, Ascomycota, Eurotiomycetes, Eurotiales, Aspergillaceae. Gene Ontology annotation, molecular function: DNA translocase activity; ATP binding; hydrolase activity, acting on acid anhydrides. Gene Ontology annotation, biological process: reciprocal meiotic recombination; double-strand break repair via synthesis-dependent strand annealing.
AUGGCUAGGCCGAUAUUUAUUGACUUCUUUUGGUAUCGACCACGACCCGCCGGUGAGGGCACGCCCAAAACACCCCUACAACCCAAAUCUGUGAAUUCGAUCGAUCGUCUCGCAAGGCCCUUCAAAUGUCCCGGCUCGGCAACACCGACGCGCGCAUCUGAGAAACCGUCUAGGAAGAGGCGGAAGGUGAAUUAUGCCAAUGCUGAUGGGAGUGUCGAAGAUGGGGCAGAGAAACCAUACACGAACGAGGAUCGGCUCGCGUUGGCGACAAGAGAGGUCAAUAAGUUCCCUGUGUUUAAGCCGCGGGACAAGGAUAUGGCAUUUCGGUCGCGAUUUCAAAUUCCGUUUAUCAACAAAGCUGGAGAUGGAUACAACGCUGGCCGAGCUGCUCCAACGUUGGGCAUGAGGCAGGGUGCGACGUUUGUGGUGAAGCCACUACAUGAUCCCAGUGGAGAGUUUGCAAUUGUUCUAUACGAUCCAACGGUUGACGAUGUUCCUGCUGAGCCUGAGCCUAAGGCUUUGGAGGCCCCGACCGAAGAGAAGCCGGAAUUGGACGAACCCAUUGUACACAAGAGCUUAGCAGAUAUCCUUGGACUGAAGAAAGAUGUGGAUGAGCGACCAAAGGUGCCUGUUGUCAUUGAUCCGAGACUUUGCAAAGUGCUACGGCCACAUCAAGUGGAGGGUGUAAAGUUUCUUUAUCGAUGUACCACUGGGCUGGUGGAUAAGAACGCAAAUGGAUGCAUUAUGGCAGACGGUAUGGGUCUUGGAAAAACACUGCAAUGUAUUGCAUUGAUGUGGACACUUUUGAAGCAGUCCUCUGAAGCUGGCAAAACAACAAUUCAGAAAUGCGUCAUUGCAUGCCCGUCGAGUUUGGUCGGCAAUUGGGCCAACGAGUUGACAAAAUGGCUUGGAAAGGACGCUACAACUCCUUUUGCAGUGGAUGGAAAGGCUUCAAAGACCGAGCUAACUGCCCAGAUCAAGCAGUGGGCCAUUGCAUCAGGACGUGGAAUAGUCAGGCCUUGUCUCAUUGUGUCUUACGAGACGCUCCGAAUGUAUGUCGAUGCAUUGAAAGAUGCACCAAUUGGACUUCUAUUAUGUGACGAAGGCCAUCGGCUCAAGAACAAAGAAAGCUUGACAUGGACUGCUUUGAACAGCUUGAACGUUACUCGCCGAGUGAUCCUUUCUGGAACGCCCAUUCAGAAUGACUUGUCAGAGUAUUUUGCUCUACUUCACUUUGCCAACCCGAAUCUUCUCGGCUCACAAGCCGACUUCCGCAAGAGAUUUGAGCUGCCAAUUUUGCGAGGUCGAGACGCAGCAGGUACCGACGAAGAAAAGAAAUUGGGCGAUGAACGACUCUCAGAGCUAUCCGGCGUUGUCAAUAAGUUCAUUAUUCGCCGAACGAAUGAGCUGCUUUCCAAAUACUUGCCAGUCAAGUACGAGCAUGUCGUGUUCUGCAAUAUGUCCCAGUUCCAACGUGGUCUAUACGACCAUUUUAUCCAGAGUCCUGAGAUUCGAAGCCUGCUCCGUGGAAAGGGUAGUCAACCGUUGAAAGCAAUUGGCCUUUUGAAAAAGCUUUGCAACCACCCUGAUCUUCUUGACCUUCAGAAGGAUCUUCCAGGGUGCGAGCAUACAUUCCCCGAAGACUAUAGCCCUCCAGAUUCCCGUGGCCGUGAUCGAGAGAUCAAAAGUUGGUAUUCUGGAAAGAUGAUGGUCCUAGAUCGUAUGUUGGCACGGAUCCGACAGGAUACAAACGACAAGAUUGUUCUCAUCAGCAACUACACUCAGACGCUGGAUCUGUUUGAAAAGCUUUGUCGAUCGCGUGCAUACGGUUGCCUGCGACUUGAUGGAACCAUGAACAUCAAGAAACGCUCGAAGCUAGUGGACAAAUUCAAUGACCCCGAUGGUCCAGAAUUUGUGUUCCUCUUGAGUAGUAAGGCUGGUGGGUGUGGUCUGAACUUGAUCGGCGCCAACCGCCUGGUACUGUUCGAUCCUGACUGGAACCCAGCUGCUGAUCAGCAAGCGCUGGCUCGAGUGUGGCGUGACGGACAGAAGAAGGACUGUUUCGUGUACCGUUUCAUUGCAACCGGCUCUAUUGAAGAGAAGAUAUUCCAGCGCCAGUCCCACAAGCAAUCGCUAUCAUCAUGUGUCGUCGACUCCGCAGAGGACGUUGAGCGCCACUUCUCUUUGGAUUCCCUACGUGAACUCUUCCAGUUCAAACCCGACACGCGUAGCGACACCCACGAUACAUUCAAAUGCAAACGAUGUCGACCAGACGGAACACAAUACAUCAAGGCCCCAGCUAUGCUAUAUGGUGAUACGAGCUCGUGGAAUCAUUUGAUCAAUACUGGAGAGAAGGGUCCUCUCAAUCAGAUCCAGGAUCUGUUGUUAAGACAGGAGACCGGGGAACAGGAUGUCUCUGCUGUUUUCCAAUACAUCAGUCAUUAA